AUGAGUUGGACGAAGCCCACUUUCCAAACUUUCGAUAUGCGUGUCAUUACCAUGAGAUCUUUGUUCCUAUCUUUUUGGUUUUUGGGCAAAUCGAAGGAAUUUUCUGUCCCAAGAUUUAGGGGUCUAUUGGAAGAGCUGGGUCUGUUUGUGAACGUUAUAGGUAUAGUUCCGGGGGGCGUCCCAAUUGACUGCUUUAUUGUACCGGCAAGCCCUGCCUAUCAAUGCAAUAGCUUCAGAGCAAGCUAUGUGGUUCUACGCCAAAUGGCUCCUAAAGCGAAGCAGCUACUAGCUUUAAAGGCCGCUCGCUAUGUGUGA
This is a messenger RNA of Beta vulgaris subsp. vulgaris (sugar beet), 315 nucleotides long. The record is from the annotation of a RefSeq genome assembly. NCBI's taxonomy places the organism in Eukaryota, Viridiplantae, Streptophyta, Magnoliopsida, Caryophyllales, Amaranthaceae.